UACAUGAAAAUUACCCUAGAUAUUUCAUACCUGAGCGAAACGAAGAAGAUAAAAAUAGCAAAAAUUAAAUGAAUAUUAUAAAGAAAAAAAUAGUUGAAACCAGUGUGAGAGCUCUGCCAGCCUUGAAAAUUGGCGCGGUCGUACUGGUUUCCCCUGAAACUCCGGAACGUCUGGCUUGAGACCUGUUCGUUCGUUCGUUCGUUCCAUGCUCUCUUAACUAACUGACUAACUAACUUUCUAAUGUCCCCAUUUCAUGCCUCCAUUACAAUCUCUUUCUCUCUCUCUCUAGAAAUCAUUACUUUCGGUAGCUUUGAGCUUCGGAUUUUGAUAUCGCCAUGGAUGAAGAAUACGAUGUUGUGGUGCUUGGUACCGGCCUCAAGGAAUGCAUUCUCAGUGGUCUUCUCUCUGUUGAUGGACUCAAAGUUCUUCACAUGGACAGAAAUGAUUACUAUGGAGGUGAAUCCACCUCACUUAAUCUCAACCAGCUCUGGAAGCGAUUCAGGAGCAAUGACACACCUCCAGAACAGUUGGGUUCAAGCAGAGAUUACAAUGUCGAUAUGAUCCCCAAGUUCAUGAUGGCCAAUGGUGCCCUGGUUCGUGUUCUCAUCCACACUGAUGUAACAAAGUAUCUCAAUUUCAAGGCUGUAGAUGGUAGUUUUGUGUACAACAAAGGGAAGAUUCACAAAGUACCAGCUACUGAUGUGGAAGCACUUAAAUCCCCAUUGAUGGGAUUAUUUGAGAAGCGUCGUGCUCGAAAAUUCUUCAUUUAUGUGCAGGACUAUGAAGAGAAUGAUCCAAAAUCUCAUGAAGGACUCGAUCUCAACAAAGUCACAGCAAAAGAUGUUAUUUCGAAGUAUGGGCUAGAUGACAAUACAGUUGACUUUAUUGGCCAUGCAUUGGCACUCCAUAUAGAUGACAGUUACUUGGACCAGCCUGCCAUGGAUUUUGUGAAGAGAGUUAAGCUAUAUGCAGAAUCUUUAGCUCGCUUCCAGGGAGGAUCUCCUUAUAUUUAUCCACUGUAUGGACUUGGAGAACUACCUCAGGCAUUUGCUCGUUUGAGUGCUGUCUAUGGUGGAACUUACAUGCUUAACAAGCCAGAAUGCAAGGUAGAAUUUGAUGCAGACGGAAAGGCCUUUGGAGUGACGUCAGAAGGCGAAACUGCGAAAUGCAAAAAAGUAGUAUGUGAUCCUUCAUAUUUGUCCGACAGGGUAAAGAAGGUUGGGAAAGUAGCUCGUGCUAUAUGUAUAAUGAGUCAUCCAAUUCCGAACACCCAUGAUGCUCACUCAGUCCAGAUCAUUCUGCCCCAGAAACAACUUGGGCGGAAGUCAGAUAUGUACCUGUUCUGCUGCUCCUAUUCUCACAACGUAGCUCCGAAAGGUAAAUUCAUUGCUUUUGUUACAACAGAAGCAGAGACUGAUAAUCCUGAAGUGGAACUGAAGCCUGGCAUAGAUCUUCUUGGACCAGUAGAGGAAAUAUUUUUUGAUACUUACGACAGAUAUGAACCGACUAACCAGAAUGCUGUCGACAACUGUUUCAUAUCCACUAGUUAUGAUGCAACAACACACUUCGAAUCCACACUAGAAAAUGUGAUCGCCAUGUACAGCCAGAUAACUGGAAAGGCUCUUGAUCUAACCGUGGAUCUGAGUGCCGCCAGUGCUGCUGCUGAAGAAUGAAUGAAUGAACUUUUUGGGUCACACAUCCAUCCCACAAGAACAGAGAGAAUAGAGUUCAAAAGAACAUUCCCUUUCCAUGAUUAAAUUCUUUUGAAUGCAAAUGAUAGCAGUCCUUAAAAACACAUUCUGCACUUUCUCCACAAAAGACUGAUUGAUUGCCUUCCCAUAUGAGAGCAAAUGACCCAAAACCUGCAUUACAUUUUAGCAGAAUCUGCUAGGAAUUUGUUGUUUUGCCAUAUGGUUUGUUUGUUUUAUUAACAUUUUGAAACUUUUCCCCCCCCCCUUUUUGGUGAACUAUAAGCAUUUUGACUUGGUUAAUAAUACAUAAAAUUUCAAGCU
Molecule: messenger RNA, 2012 nt
Organism: Camellia sinensis
Lineage: Eukaryota; Viridiplantae; Streptophyta; Magnoliopsida; Ericales; Theaceae
Product: guanosine nucleotide diphosphate dissociation inhibitor At5g09550
Biological process (GO): small GTPase-mediated signal transduction; vesicle-mediated transport; protein transport
Cellular component (GO): cytoplasm
Molecular function (GO): Rab GDP-dissociation inhibitor activity
Source: RefSeq, a predicted model, not a curated record